GUAUUACAAACUCCUUUUCAUACAAUAAUCCGGAAUCAUUCUUUAUAAUUAUUGUUUUGCAUAGUCAGGGCAUGAUACACCUGAUGGGCCAUUGUUGUGUCGCAAUAUUAGAAGACCUUUUUCUCGAUAUUUUAUUCAGCACGCUCAUAACGGCAAGUCGUGACUACAGGCACUAGAGGGAACUUGUGCUGUGCAAACAGGAUGGAAACACAAUUUGAGGUUGAAAUAUGUGUGGACUCCCUCGAAUCGGCUAUUAAUGCCAAAAAAGGAGGAGCGACAAGAAUUGAAUUGUGUUCCAGUCUGCUUGAUGGUGGUAUAACACCGAGCCUUGGAAUGUUCAAGGUGAUGAGGAAGAAAAUAGACAUUCCCAUAUUUGUCCUCAUUCGGCCACGUGGCGGGGAUUUUUACUAUGCUGAAAGUGAGAUUGAAAUAAUGGAAGAAGAUAUAUCAAUCUUAAAAGCCCAUGGUGCACAUGGUAUUGUUCUCGGCGCCUUGACUAGUGACGGAGCUGUCGACAGAGAGGCCUGCCAAAGGUUGAUUGAGGUGGCCAAUCCGCUGCCUGUAACAUUCCACAGAGCAUUUGACAUGACGAAGGAUGCAUUCCGAGCACUUGAAGACGUAAUUGCUCUGGGCUGCAAGCGCCUCCUUACAAGUGGACAGAGCAAAACAGUAGCUGACGGUCUCGAACUUCUGGGAAAGCUGUCAAAAAUGGCGCAGGGCAAGAUAAUCAUCAUGCCAGGAGGAGGCAUUAAUGAAGACAACCUAGAAGCUGUGCUUCGAAUUACGGGUACAAAAGCGUUCCAUUCAUCAGCAAGCAUUUCUGCAAAAUCGCAAAUGACAUUUAUCAAUGAGAAAGUCUCGAUGGGUUCAGGCAGCUCAGAGUACGCUUCGAAAGUGUGCAGUGCACGGAAGGUAGAAAACCUUGUGCAAAUCGCCAAGGGAUAUUUCCAUUCCGGGUAAAUGGUAUGAGCAUAUGUUGAAGCAGACAACACUCCAACUCAGACUCUUCCAACUCUUGUACUUGUGACAAUUAAAGGGUCCUCAUUUGUCAACAUA
Messenger RNA from Ornithodoros turicata, 1056 nucleotides. Its product is annotated as copper homeostasis protein cutC homolog. The transcript is spliced from 10 exons. Gene Ontology annotation, molecular function: copper ion binding. The record is from RefSeq and is a predicted model, not a curated record. Lineage: Eukaryota; Metazoa; Arthropoda; Arachnida; Ixodida; Argasidae. The coding region runs from base 202 to 960 and encodes 252 amino acids.